GGCUGGGCAAUUUUUGUGGGCAGCGGUACGCCGCAUGGAUGGCUGCCAGGCGAUGUUGAUGGUGCCAUAGCCGCCGCGGGGCUGCCCGAGCAUCGAUGCGGCGGCUCCCACGCCGUGCGGCGGCGGAAAGCCGUGGUGGCGGCAGGCGUCCGGUCGUGCUGCCGCGGCUCCUCGCCCUGCUCGCCGCCGCCGCCGCGACGCCCUGGCCGCGGGACGCCUCGCAAGUGGUCCACGACCGCUACGACAUCAUUUUUUGUCACCCGCCCGACGCCGGCCGGUCCCUGAACGACCGCGUCGCGAAGCUCGUCGCGCAGAAGCCGCCGCAUAAACGGUGCUACGCGCGCGCGCCGAACCGCACGCAACAUAUCGUGACCAACCUGCUCCUGAACGCGAGCGAGGUGCGCGCGCUUGACAUGAAGACGCUGCCCCGGCACCCGACGUUCUGGGUGCCGCUGCGCUUCGCGACCAAGGCCGACGCGCUGACCGCCAUUUGCACGUUCGCGAACGUCACGGCGCCCCUGCUCCAGCGGGCGGACCAUGUCGCAUCUUAUACGUUACUGACGUUGCCCUACCCGACUGGAGAACAUGGAUCGCCCUGGGACCGCGCCUACGCGAAGCACGGCCACGAGGGCUGCGCCCCAGCUUUAAUGGAAAUGCUCGCCGACGAGUCGAAGCUGAGCGCCUGGUUCGUCAUGGACCACGACAGCGCCAUCGAGGACGCGAGGAACUCGACGAAAGGCAAGCCAGAACUCCACGAGACGUGGGUCGCGCGGCCCAAAUUAAGGCACGUGCCCAUGGGCGUGUCGCGACGGAGCCCGGCCUUCGCCGCCGCCUUGGCUUCCCGGAAAGUUCCGUUCCACGCGCGCAAUGGCUCGCUGUACGUUAAUUUCAGGGUGCACGGCCUGAACCGCGCGACGGCCAAGUCCGUAGUUCAGGAGAACUUCGGCGUCAAGAAUGCGUACUACGGUGGCACCGACGAGACGUAUUUCGCGGACCUGCUCCGGACGCCCUUUGUCGUGUCCCCGCGCGGGUCCAAGAUCGACUGCCACCGGCACUGGGAGGCGUUGGCCCUCGGGGCGGCGCCCAUCGUCCUCGACUCGCCGCUGACGCGCGAGCUGUUUUAUGGAUUGCCUGCUCUUUUGUUGGAGUCGUGGGACGCGCUGACGCCCGAUUUACUAAGAGCGCACCAGAAGGUUCUCAAAGCCGUCGAGACGCACGGCGGGGGCUUCGAUUGGGCCAGGCUCUCGAUCGAGCGGUGGCGGACGGAGGUCGCGGAAGCACGGCCCUUCGCGCCGUCGUGCGGCGACGACGGUCGCUGGCGCCACGCGGGCCACGCGGGCCACGACUGCGCCUGGGUCGGCGCGAGCCCGGCCUGGCGCUGCAAGGUGCGCGGCGAGGACUCGAGCGUCGCCGCGGCCGCGUGCGCGACUUCGUGUGCCGAAACGUGCCGGGCGUCGCUCCGGGCGGACCAGGCCUGCCAGGUGCGGGACUUGCGGUGCAGCGGGAGGAUUGAAUUGUAAAAAUGUG
Molecule: messenger RNA, 1527 nt
Organism: Pelagomonas calceolata
Lineage: Eukaryota; Pelagophyceae; Pelagomonadales; Pelagomonadaceae
Source: the annotation of a GenBank genome assembly